UCUCGUCUCGUCACUCACACCUCUGUCCUCACUAUCAAAAAGCGCGCGAAACUCAGCGGCCUAAACCCUAGCGAGUAUGCCGGAGCUACCGGAGGUGGAGGCGGCCAGACGGGCCAUAGAAGAGAACUGUGUGGGCAAGAAGAUAGUGAAGUUGAUUAUCGCUGACGAUCCCAAAGUGAUCGACGGAGUCUCUGCGUCGGAGUUCGAGGCCUCUCUUUUGGGCAAGACCAUCGUAUCUGCUCAUAGAAAGGGCAAGAACAUGUGGCUUCGUCUCGAUUCUCCGCCUUUUCCUUCUUUCCAGUUCGGGAUGGCAGGAGCUGUUUACAUUAAGGGGGUUGCUGUUACAAAAUAUAAGAGGUCUGCUGUAAAGGACACUGAUGAAUGGCCUUCAAAAUAUUCAAAAUUCUUUGUUGAACUAGAUGAUGGUUUGGAGAUGUCUUUCACUGACAAGAGGAGAUUUGCUAAAGUUCGCCUACUCAAAGAUCCGGCUUCUGUAGCCCCCAUAUCUGAUCUUGGUCCUGAUGCACUAUUGGAGCCUCUGACAGUUGAUGAAUUUACCAAAUCGUUAAGCAAAAAGAAAAUUGCGAUUAAGGCUCUAUUACUUGAUCAGAGUUUUAUUUCAGGAAUUGGCAAUUGGGUUGCAGAUGAAGUUUUAUACCAAGCCAGAAUUCAUCCGCUGCAAAUAUCUGCCGGCUUGUCCAAAGAAAGUUGUGCAACUUUGCUCAAGUGCAUCAAAGAGGUAAUUGAAAAAGCAAUUGAGGUUGGGGCAGACAGUAGUCAGUUUCCUAAUAAUUGGAUUUUUCAUUCCCGUGAAAAGAAGCCUGGCAAGGCUUUUGUUGAUGGUAAGAAAAUUGAUUUUAUUACUGUCGGUGGUAGGACAACAGCUUAUGUACCAGAGUUGCAAAAGCUAAAUGGAGUCCAAUCUGCGAAAGCGGUUGUUAAACAAAAGAAGCAAACUUCUAAGAGAAAAGGCAGUGAGGAUGAUGACGGAGACAAUGGUGUUGAUGUACCAGAAAGUGCUGUGGAGGAGGUUACUGAAAAUGUAAAAUCAAAGGGAGGGCGGAAACCUGGGGGUCAAGGUGCAAAGCCUUCAAAGAAAAGAACAUCUAAAGAAAGUGAUGAUGAUGACAGCGAACAUCAUGCUGGUGAUGACGAUGACGAUGCUGAUGAAUUGCAAGCUGGUGAUGACGAUGACGAUGCUGAUGAAUUGCAAGAAACAAAAUCAGGGAAGGCUGAUGAAUUGCAAGAAACAAAAUCAGGGAAGGCGACAAAGAAUAAACAAGCUAAGGCUGUGAAGACAUCGAAGGAAAAAUUUACCAGUCAAAAAAGUAAGAAUCAAAAGAAGAAAGCAAAGUAGGUUGCUGCUGAGGUUACCAGUCCAUGUUCCGGAAGACUGAAACUGUGGUCGUAUUUUGUAAAUUAUCGUAAAUGGUGCAUCCUUUUUGUCCUGACUCCAUGUCAGUUCUGAUUCAUUGGCAAUCUUUCCUGGACUUGCCAGUGAGUUCUGUGAAGUGUGAAGACUAACCAGAACUGGAAUGACUCUGAAUUUUGGAUAAACCGCAUUGUCUUAAAUUCAAUCUUUAUGGAAUUAUCUUAAUGCAAA
Molecule: messenger RNA, 1603 nt
Organism: Pistacia vera
Lineage: Eukaryota; Viridiplantae; Streptophyta; Magnoliopsida; Sapindales; Anacardiaceae
Product: formamidopyrimidine-DNA glycosylase-like
Exons: 11
Coding region: 77-1357 (426 amino acids)
Biological process (GO): base-excision repair
Cellular component (GO): nucleus
Molecular function (GO): oxidized purine nucleobase lesion DNA N-glycosylase activity; damaged DNA binding; DNA-(apurinic or apyrimidinic site) endonuclease activity
Source: RefSeq, a predicted model, not a curated record